AUUUUUCCUCCGAACAAUUCAUUCACCACAACACCAGCGCCGCCGCGACAUCUUGUCGAUGGCUCCAGAUUAUUUGCAACUCCCAACGUUCGCAGGAACAACUACGUUCCUCAACUUGUUCUCGUCUGGGGAGGCGCGGGAUAUCGGUCUUAUUUGGAUUAACAUUUGGAAUAUGUAGAAAAUUUGAGGAUCCCAAGGGCAACAAGGAGCAGGUUGUCCCAUUUAAGUCAGAUCAGGGAGAUGACGUUCAAGGUGUCAUCAAGAUUGCUGAACCUUCGGAAAGGAUAUUAUUAUUACGCUGUCAAUCCUGCGAACCUAUUCAAAAGUGCCACUAGUUCAGGAAAAUCAGGACUAUUAUUAUCCAGCACUGGGGAACGCUAUCUUUCUCACCUGAUGAAAGGAGGCACUUUUUUGUCCACACCCAACGGAAGCUACUCGCCUGUGCAAAAUGAAUUGAUCAUCUCCAGUACUCCUAGCAGCUCAGUAUCAUAUUUCAUGUAUAGUCAGCAUCGGCGUGUUCACUCAUCAGGCCAUGACGAGCAAGAAAAUCAAACUCAGCUCAAUAAAAGGCUCCCUCCCUUGACCCCGCUGCUUCCUGUCAUUAUUUGGCCAAAGUUCACAAACUCAAUAAGAAACUGGUUCUUUACGUAUUUCGUCAUAAAACCCUAUUUCGAUAAAGACUUUUCUAUGCAGGAAUUUAUGGAAGGUGCUCAUGAGGCUGUAUCACACGUGUCUUCAAAAUUGUCAGCAGGGGAGUUUGAUGAUUUGGAGGGUCUCGUGGAGCCGUCAGUGCUACAUGAGUUGAAACAACGGAUAUCUAAUUAUAGCGUUUCACAGCAAGAUUUGCUACGUGUGGCCACGGAAGAUAUAUUUUUUUCUUUCCCGUAUCAAGUCGGAGUCAUUAUUCCUGACUCCCCCGUCGCAGUCACACACGUUGAAUUUGACCAGAAGCCGCUCCCUCCACAAACUCGUCAUGUAGAAAUCACCGUGGUCCUUCAUGUCCUUCGGGGGAUGGCAGAAGUUCAAAGAACAUCCAAGGACACAUUCAGCGUUAUAGAUUUUACAAAAGAUGAAGAAAACAAAUAUCGUGUUAUGGUUUUGAACUACCGAUUUUUUAGAGAUUUUACUGUUGGGUGCAAAGAUCCUACUUGGAUCAUUAAUAUGGUCAAUCACUUUCUUCCAGCGGAAAUUCAACGCUAGUAGGCGUGCGUGUGUGUGUACUCGUGUAGGGGUCUAAUAAUUCGUUUGAACGGAUUUCUUUUACCUCGUUAUUUUAAAAGACUAUAAAUCCCAAAGUCAUUUAAAGUCAAUCUAAAAGUCAUCAGCAGCGUCUAAUUUAUGUAUUAAAAGUGUGACACUUUUUAUGUGUUGUAUGGUAAUUCCGGUUGCCGUUAAUUUGUGUACGAUAGAAAAAGCAUUCGCCAAAACUUAAUGAUUACAAUGAUUUAAUAUUAAUGUUCUUUUGAUGUGUAGUGGAAAAAUCAUGCAAAUAAAUGAAGUACAAUAUUAAGGGAUA
Folsomia candida is the source of this 1516-nucleotide messenger RNA. Its product is annotated as m-AAA protease-interacting protein 1, mitochondrial. Gene Ontology annotation, biological process: inner mitochondrial membrane organization; protein insertion into mitochondrial inner membrane from matrix. The transcript has 5 exons. The record is from RefSeq and is a predicted model, not a curated record. Bases 241 to 1200 code for a protein of 319 amino acids. Gene Ontology annotation, molecular function: ribosome binding. Lineage: Eukaryota; Metazoa; Arthropoda; Collembola; Entomobryomorpha; Isotomidae. Gene Ontology annotation, cellular component: mitochondrial inner membrane.